AAAUUAAAUAGCUCAUGUUCGUCACAAAUCGCAACAACCUUUAUUACUUUAUGUUUGUGAAACUGAUCAGCUGAUUACUGUCGUUCAUUUUUUCAAUUUUGCUUACUAAUUUUAUAAUACUGAUCGUAAUGCUAAUAAUGGUUGUCACCACUUAGUCACCGUAAUCAUAGUCAUUUCCUCCCUUAGGUAAUUUUGAAAACAAAAUAUAACUCUUAAUCUUUUCGUAAGCGCAAUUACUAUUUUAAUUAACUGGUAUAGGAUUUGGAAAUUUGGAUACAUUCAUCGUACGAUUUAAUCAAAUAUAUACCUAGUUGUGAGUUUGGUUAGUACUUUUUAGUCACAGUCAUAGAUAAUAGAUAUACAAAGGGUAACAGUAAUAUCUAAUAGUCAACAGUGCAUAAGUGCGAUUACAUAACUAUUAAUACUUACUUUAAGCAUUAUUUUAAGAACAGUAGAAUUUCUGGUAGAAGCCAUUAUAAAAAAUAUUGACAAAUUCUGGAAAUUAUGAAAGGAAACCAAAUGGUCACAUAUGAGAAACAGGGUCUACAUUUUCUUAGAAAAUGAGAACUUCGGCCCUCAUCAAUGGGAUAAAGAACUGCAUUAAUGCAUUUUGCUACUUGAAUACAAUACACCUCGCUUACAUAUUUUCUUUGUAGCUGACACUUUUAUUAUCAAAAUUUCGAAAUAACUUAUCAAAAUAUUUUAUAUCAAAAAAUUGUAGUGAUAUAAUUUACUGUCAUCAAUAAUUUAUCAAUUAACCUAAUCAUAUCCGUCAUUAACUUAGCUAUAAACAUGACUGAUGCUGAAUUUGAAAAUGACGUUUAUAUAAAAAAAUUUAAAAAUAGUUUUAAAUAUGAAGAACCACCUGAUGUAACUUGUACUAAAAUAUUUUCCGAGGAAGGAACGUUCUUGAAGUUCACAGUUUUAUUUUACCUUAAUGAAAAAUGCAGUUGCCAAAUGAAAAUCAAAACACCUCUAGAGGAUCCAGGAACGUUACACCCACUCUCUUUAAAGAUAAGAUUAACAAAUAAAGAGUUGGAGCAUGAAAUUCAACCUUGCAUUAAUUAUUUACAAAGACAAAGAUGCCCUGACUUUGUUGUAUGUGUCCUUCAAAAAGUUGUGAAUUUGUAUUCUCAGCGAAGCAUAAUCAUUAAUAUGUUGAUGAGAGAAUUUGAAGAUCUCAUUACUAUUAGUAAAGAUGAUGAGAAUGGCAUAGUAAUACACUGUGCUUUUAGAGAAAAAUUGUUUUUCAAAUCAUCUUGGAAAAUUAGUUGUGAUAUUUACAUUGGUUGUCCCUUUGAUAAUUUAGAUUUUGUAGUCAACAGAAGAGAUAAAUAUUUCUACAACAGUGUAGUAACGUAUAUGAAAUUACUGACACAAGUUGCAAUUGCUUCUGAAAAAAAAUUGCUUUUUUGGAGAAACAUAAUGAAAGAAGUAGAGACAUUUCUUGCAGUUAAGUCAGAGAUUGAAGUAGUUGAUAUUUCUGAUGAUACUGAGACAGUAACAGGUCCUAUAAUUGAGAAUCGUUGCAAUAACUGUACAGUAAAUGAUAUACCAGUUAUUGAGGUAGAGAGUUCUGAUUCUGAUGAUAACACUGUUCUUAUUGUUGACUAGAAAAAAUGAUAAAGUUAAUAAUUUGUGCUCUUAUUUGGUUACACUUUAUUUUUUCCUUAUUUAAAUGUUAAUAAAGAUUAUAUUUUUCUCUUACAAGUUAUAAGAAAACUAUGGUCUUCUAUAACAUAAGAUACUUACUAUUUUUAGAAUACAUCUUUUUCAUUUACAAUUAGCCAGCUACU
This is a messenger RNA of Agrilus planipennis (emerald ash borer), 1796 nucleotides long. RefSeq lists its product as uncharacterized. The transcript has 3 exons. NCBI's taxonomy places the organism in Eukaryota, Metazoa, Arthropoda, Insecta, Coleoptera, Buprestidae. The record is from RefSeq and is a predicted model, not a curated record. Bases 793 to 1614 code for a protein of 273 amino acids.